UCCCCUAAGGCUCCUAUCCCAUGGGGCUGGGAGGAGGUCCUGGGGGGAGGCAAUCCUAGUUCAGUCCUACAUCUGCCCUGGCCACUGGCCCCUGACACCAGCUCCCUGGGGGCCAUGCGCAGCCUUUACCCUCCUCCACCCUGCCCCCCUCCCCGGACGCAGGAUGUUGCAGUGUUGAGCAAGGCAGAGACAGAGCAGUUGGAAAGGCCUAGGAGUCAGGGCAGCCACUGGGGUGCAGACAUGGUCACAAAGGGGUGCCUCAGUGUUACCAUAUAUUUCCUCUUCAUCUUCAACAUCAUCUUCUUUCUCCUGGGCAGCCUUCUCUUUGGCUUUGGCCUCUGGAUCCUUUUUGAUGGGAGCAGCUUUGCAGCUGCGUUGGGCACCUCUAUCUAUGGGCUCAAGGUCUGGUCCUACAUACUGUCUGGAGUCGGCAUCAUCACUAUGUUCAUCGGCUUCCUCGGAUGCCUGGGUUCCCUCAAAGAGAUCAAGUGCAUGUUGGGAUUUUAUUUUGCAAUCCUCUUUCUCCUCUUUGUCACCCAAAUCACUAUCGGGAUCAUCGUAUAUGUGCAGCGUGACAUGCUCGGUACCAAGGUGGAGAACUAUGUCAAAAACCUGAUCAAGACAUACGGGGAAAGCAAAACCCGUGGGGACGGGCAUGAUAGCUGGGACUAUAUCCAGGAACAGCUGCAUUGCUGUGGCUGGGACUCCUACAUUGACUGGAAGCUGAAUGAGGAUGUACAAGCCAAUGCCUCCUCCAGCCUCUACCCAUGCUCCUGCAGCAACACGUCCACCCUGGGGCUCAACACCACCCAUUUGGAGAAUGGCUUCUGCUCCUUCCAGAAUGACUUGGGGCUCUUCAUGGAUGGCUGCUCCAGGAGCGUCAAGGCCUGGCUGGCCGAUAACAUCAUCACCAUCGUGGGCAUCUGCCUGGGCGUGGCACUCUUGGAGAGAUGUGCAUCUGGACUAUUAUCAAGGUCUGUCUCAUGUCGCUGUCGAUCUUUCUGUGUAGAAACAUGGACCAGAACUACGACAAGCUUGUCCGCUACUCUUAGGAGUACCCCAAGAUGGGAGCACCCCACAGCAUCCCCCACCCCCCAAACCAGGAUCAUCUGGACUGAGAUGACACCAGGCUCUCUCUGGGUCUGCUGGGGGCUGGUUCCCUGCUGUCCUCCCACCCUGAGUCUGAGCUGUGCUCACCCCUCAGGCAGUGGCUUGGGUUGCUGUUUCUUUCACCCUCAGGCAGUAGCUUAGGGUGCUGCCUAUAUGUAGAAUUGGGAAUGGGGGGCAGGGCAGGGUGGGUCUUGGCAGCAAAGGUGGGAGCUGGGGGGAUUUGGGGAGGCACUGACUGGUCUCCCCUGGUGGGGACAGUGAUUGGGGACUAAUGGGGGCAUUAAUGGGGUCUGAGUGGGGGAGACGGGGUGAAUUUCCCUUUUUCCCUCUCUCUUUCCCAGCACAGAGCAGGGGAGACCAUGAGGGGCUUGGAUUCUGCCCCUGGCAGGCCCUCCCAGCCAGAUCUGCCCCCAGAGGCCCUCACUUGUCCCCUCCUCAGGGGCAAAUUUCCAUUUCUAUUUUUGUAAAAGUCCCCUUGUAAAUAAAAUAAUUAAAUUAGGUCAGAACUCCCCAAAACGGGUCAAACGUGGGUGUCUGUAGGAGAUGCAAGGAUGAAAGGGUGGAAUCUCUGUCCCCCACUUCCCUCCCCCAUCACCUUCCAAUACACAGCAAGGCUUCACUGGUUCCUGCUAAGUGCUGACCCAGUCAGUGGUUCUCCCCUGUAUUGUGGUCCCCAUAGCUAAUGCUAGAUCUCACCCCUUGGGGGAGGAUUGAAAGGUGGGGAGUUGGGGGGUCCCACAGUGUGGGAGGAGACCAUGGGGGAGUUCCCAGUGGGCAGUCGCUGUAGUUGGGUGGUACAGUCCUCUGGGGUGUGGCCAGCAUGGUGUGUCCCUGCUCCCUGGACAGACAGACACAAGGAAGCAGAACAGUCUGGGAAAAUAAUUUUAUGCACUAUCAAAAAAUGUCCUCUGUUCACAAACAUGGGGGGUGGGGCUGGGUCCCCCAUGCACUGGGCAGCUGGCAGGGGAGGGGGUGAUGGGGGCAGAUGUUGCUGCCUCAUCCAUCAACCCAACUCCUGCAUGUGGGGGGAAAGGGGACUUUUGCCCUUAAAGGAGCAGUAUAAAUAUAUGGUACAAAAAUA
Alligator sinensis (Chinese alligator) is the source of this 2191-nucleotide messenger RNA. It is a transcript of the gene CD37, whose product is annotated as CD37 molecule. The record is from RefSeq and is a predicted model, not a curated record. Lineage: Eukaryota; Metazoa; Chordata; Crocodylia; Alligatoridae. Gene Ontology annotation, cellular component: membrane.